AUGGAGGAUCUUCAGCCGAGAGUUUUCUCUUUGAAAAAAGAUAAACCAACAUGCGCAAGAUUUAUGUAUAACGAUACAUACGUUGCUGUUGGAACUGAAAAUGGAAGAAUUUUAAUUCUUCCUUUAACUAAUCCCAACAAGAGAACAGAUCAAGACAGUGGCCCCAUAAAUGCUACAAUGAAGAAACUUCGGGGACAUAAAAAAUCUAUUACAUCAAUGGAUAUUCAAUUCGCAAAAAAUAUUUUAGUAACAGGCAGUGAAGAUACAACAGUUGCAAUUUGGAAAGGGAAAGAUGCUACAGUUAUUCGUCCAAAUGAUGGUAUUAUCAAAUUCGUUUCUGUUUCACAAGCUAACGAUCUUGUACUUAUAGCAGGAGAAGAUGGUUGUCCAUCUGUUUGGAACAUUGAAACUGGAGAUGCAGUUGUUUUAAUGAAACAAUUUCCAUCAAGAGUUACUGCAGCAGCUAUGGCUCCAAAUGGAAAAUUAUUUGCCGUUUCUACAGAAGAAAAUGGAUGCCAAUUGUUUGACACAAAUAGUGGACGCCCAAUUUCACAGAUUCCAACCCCAGAAGUUGUUUCUGCAAUUUCAUUUUCAGAUGAAUCCGGCUUGAUUGCUCUUGGUUGCAUUGAUGGCCAAAUAACUGUAUAUGAUUACAAGCAUCACACUAUUGUUGUAGAGAAAGAAGUCCACUAUAGUAAAAUUAAUUCAAUUGCUUUGCAUCCGUUUGACCCAAUCUUAGUUUCUGCAUCUCAAGAAGGACUUCACGUUUCUAAUCCACUGAAUUUAAUCCCUCGCUUUUCUGUUGAAGGAGAAGAGAGAAUUUUCCAAACAAUUAGUUUCUCUGGUUCCGGAAAUCAGUAUGUUACAUCAGCAACAGACAAGAAGCUUUAUUUAUUUGAAACACCAACAAAUGAAGAAAUGAAUCCACCUGAAAAUGUCUCGGAUAAUGAAGUAGAAGAAGAGCAGCCAGCAGUAGAAGUAAUGACACCUCAAGUUAGUUAUAGUACAAACUUUCAUCUUAGUAUUGCUAAUGAAGAAGAUGAACAAGAAGCAAAUCUAUCCCAGCCGCCUGAAGAUGCAAAUGUUAAAUUAAUGAAGAUUGUUAUAGAAAAACUCUUUGGUUUGCAAGAGAUUCUUGAUGAUAUGACAAAGCGUAUUCAAGUUAUUGAUCAACAGAUUGCUCGCAUUCAAAAUUUCCAAAAGCAACGCGAAAAUGAGUAA
Molecule: messenger RNA, 1221 nt
Organism: Trichomonas vaginalis G3
Lineage: Eukaryota; Parabasalia; Trichomonadida; Trichomonadidae
Product: WD40 repeat-like family
Exons: 1
Coding region: 1-1221 (406 amino acids)
Molecular function (GO): protein binding
Source: RefSeq, a predicted model, not a curated record